UGGGGUUACUGUAAAAGCCAUUUUCAUGAUCAAAGAUGAAAUAAUACUGUUAAUUCAUGUCAGGUGCAGGACUGAAUAUUUUACUGCGCAACUAGUGCACACUUUACGGUCGUGGUGCUGAUGCGGGAUGAGUCAGGCUAUAUGAUGCUGCUGAUGUUGCUGCCAUUUCAUCAGCAAAAUUGCAAACAUUUCUUCAUCUUCAAAACAUGGAGUGAAAAUAACACAUCAUAAUAUCAUAAUUAGUGCUUUAGUCGAUUCGCCACGUGGUUGAGCUAGUGUAUGUGAUCCACACCCUUUCUGAGUCGUAUUUCGACAAGAACAAAAGACGGAGUGGCUGUGCCCUCUUUUUUCUUCGGAUAUUCUCGAGAAUUAUAGAUAACAGGAGGUAGACGGGUCGAUGGGUAAGGGAUAACAGGGUUUUGUACGUUUAUGCGUUUCCUAGAGGGGCUGUUUUUCUGUGCACUUUCAAGAACAUCGAGGAUCCCUUCGGCGUCAUGGAACUCGCCGUUUCCCAGCUUUGAACGGCUCGAUCAAACACCACCCGGAUAGACAUGGAGGCGAUAUGGCUGUACCAAUUCCGACUGAUUGUCAUCGGUGACUCCACCGUGGGGAAGUCGUGCUUGAUCCGACGCUUCACCGAGGGGCGUUUCGCUCAGGUGUCAGAUCCUACUGUGGGGGUGGACUUCUUCUCUCGCCUGGUGGAAAUCGAACCGGGCAAGCGCAUCAAACUUCAAAUCUGGGACACCGCAGGCCAGGAGCGCUUCAGGUCAAUCACCCGAGCUUACUACCGCAACUCUGUGGGCGGCCUCCUGCUCUUCGACAUCACCAACCGUCGCUCCUUCCAGAACGUGCACGAGUGGCUCGAAGAGGCGCGCAGCCACGUGCAGCCGCACAGCAUCGUCUUCCUGCUGGUGGGCCACAAGUGCGACCUGGAGGCCCAGCGGCAGGUUAGCCGGCAGGAGGCCGAGAAGCUGGCGGUGGCCUACGGCAUGCGCUACGUGGAGACGUCGGCGCGCGACGCCAUCAACGUGGAGAGGGCCUUCACCGAGCUGACGCGCGACAUCUUCGAGCUGGUCAAGCGCGGCGACAUCACCAUCCAGGAGGGCUGGGAGGGGGUGAAGAGCGGCUUUGUGCCCAACGUCGUGCACUCCUCUGAAGAGGUCACCAAAAGCGACCGCCGGUGCCUGUGCUGAGUGCCCCAUCCCCAAACCCCGUCUCUCACUCUGUCGUUCUCUCAUUCGGGCGAGCUGAGCCAUCGAGCCUAGACGACUUCCAGAUUACUCCUCUCUCUCUCUCUCUCUCUGGCCUCUCUUCAUCUAUCUGGCAGUCUUUCUUCACCUGAGGUCACCCUCGUUUUGCCAACCCCUUUCUGCCCAUUACUCCUGUAGUCACAGAAUGUUCUUUGGUUUCCAUAAGGAUCCUUAUUCCUCACUUGCCUGUUCAGACGCCCACCACUCUCACUCUCAAAUAGUUACUGCUCCACCCACUGAUUUUUUUCUUAUCCAAUUAAAUCACUCCCAAACAACACAUCACCAAUGAGCCUCCACUUCUUUUUGGAACAGUUUUGGGACCUCCUCCCUUCCCCCUAAUGCCCCCUCCCUCUUUCUUGCUGCUAGAUAAUGUCCACCAGAUCCAGUUGAACUCUUUUGAGUUAGUAGACGGUGAAGGUGAUGCGCUAUAGAUUGGGCCUAUCACAGGCAUUAUAAACGGAAAGGGGUGAAGACACAGAUGUCAGAUGGGACUGAUGAGUCUGACAAGAUCUGUGUUUUUUUUCUCUCCGUUACCAAAACACUGUCUCUCGAACGCCUCCCAGCUUGUGACUGUAUUGCCUCUGGAUGAAGUGGACCGCAACAUGGAGAUGUGAAGUGGGGAAGAUUGAAAAUUCAGAUUUUUGUCCAUGACCUUCCAGCCAUCACAAGCCUGCCUAUAAAGACUGAGAUAAACUCUUCGAUAACAUCAUUGACACCC
Messenger RNA from Clupea harengus (Atlantic herring), 1968 nucleotides. It is a transcript of the gene rab39bb, whose product is annotated as RAB39B, member RAS oncogene family b. The record is from RefSeq and is a predicted model, not a curated record. Lineage: Eukaryota; Metazoa; Chordata; Actinopteri; Clupeiformes; Clupeidae. Gene Ontology annotation, biological process: Rab protein signal transduction. Gene Ontology annotation, molecular function: GTP binding; GTPase activity.